CAAUGAGACAUAUAAGCGCAGAUCACCUAAACCCGUCAUUGAAGCACAACGUUACUCAGACCAUGACUUUACGGCCCUCUCCUCACUCACGCAAUCAAAGAAACCUUUUCCAUUCCCCACAGCGGGGUUAGACACGCAUGUCAUCUCGCAUCUUCUCCGGCCGAACCUACUUUCUUAACCGGCUUGCCAACUUAAGGCAGGUUCCUCUCCGUGGACUGCGGUCCGAUUCCCGACGAUCAGAAAGCACUUGCCAGACAACCAAUGUCACAUUUUCAUCUCCGCCGCUAAGAGCCGCUCGGCUCACAUCCUGAG
Hyaloscypha bicolor E is the source of this 312-nucleotide messenger RNA. RefSeq lists its product as uncharacterized. The transcript has a single exon. NCBI's taxonomy places the organism in Eukaryota, Fungi, Ascomycota, Leotiomycetes, Helotiales, Hyaloscyphaceae. Bases 138 to 311 code for a protein of 57 amino acids. The record is from RefSeq and is a predicted model, not a curated record.